This is a messenger RNA of Ilex paraguariensis (yerba mate), 276 nucleotides long. Lineage: Eukaryota; Viridiplantae; Streptophyta; Magnoliopsida; Aquifoliales; Aquifoliaceae. The record is from the annotation of a GenBank genome assembly.
AUGAGCCCUAACUACCCCGGAGAUAACCCCAGUAUAACCCCAAACGAGAUCAACAGGGUUGGUUGUCUUGCCCGUGCUGAGGCAACUCCUUUCCCCGCGCUGGUCACAUCUCAAAACCUCUUCCAAUUUGGGAUUGGGCCCAACUUGACUGUCAUUCUGGUUUCUCCUCCAAGCCUUCCUCCUCUUGUUAUUGAUGCAAACUCAUCUCUAAUUGAAUUGGAUGAGAAUGUCGUCACUUCCUCAAGAAAGUGCCGACAAAGUGACCUACUGCUGUAG